Molecule: messenger RNA, 625 nt
Organism: Wasmannia auropunctata (little fire ant)
Lineage: Eukaryota; Metazoa; Arthropoda; Insecta; Hymenoptera; Formicidae
Exons: 3
Coding region: 159-590 (143 amino acids)
Source: RefSeq, a predicted model, not a curated record
UAACUGUUAUUAAGUUAAUAUUAUUUUCCUAAUCAUAUUAAUUACUCAAAAUAUCCACUUUCUGCUUUAAAUAAUGUAUAUUGAUUUUAGAGUUUAAAAAGCAUGUUAUCUGGAAAUUAAACAAGAUAUUGUAUAAAUUGGAUAAUGUUGACAAUAAAAUGGAUAUAAUGCAGGAGAAAGGCCAAUCUUUUAAAGAAUUUAGCGAAAUUCAAGAAAUCGAUAUUCCAUUCCCCAUUUUUACAAUUCGUGACUUGACAACUUUUGAAGAACAGUUGAAGGAAAAAAAAUUUCAGGAUGAUGUGCUGCAUUUUUUAAAACGUGUUGGUGGAGGCACUGCAUCUAUAACAAUACGUAAUAUAUUCAAAACAGCAAUAUCAGAUAAUUUAGCCAAAGAGUUUAGCUGGGCUGGACGAAAAAAUAAAGAAAGUUUUAAAGAUUUAAAACUUUCAAAAAUAAUCAUACAAACUGUUCGUAUGACACAUAAGGACAUAACAGACAACGACAUUGCUGAAUAUGCAUCAAAAUGGCUUGCUCAAGCAAGUGUAAGGAUUCGAAGAGAAAAAAAAGACGAAAGAGAUUCAGAAAAAUAAGAAUACAACAUUGUAUUAUUUAUAUCUUCCUAUUU